AUGACGACCUUGACAAAAGACCUGAAGAAAAACGCCAGAAUCCUCGCCGUCUAUGUGAAAGAGAUCGCGUCAGCAAAGUCAGAGAGUCGAGGUAGGCAGCGGAAACUCACCGUUGGGCACGAUCCACGAAGCGUAGCAACGCGGCCGCAGAGCAUCGCCAACAUGUCCCACGCCAAGAAGGGCAUCAUCAGCACCAACGAGACGGACAGGGCCGUGUCUGUAGGUGGUAGAAGAGAAAACCAGUUAGUGCGCGUUCUCCUGGGACGUUGGAUGUUCUGCCGCUGCACGACGGGGAGGGGAAUUGCCUACCGAUAUGGCGCCUCGGCUUCCUCCUACAGCUCGAGGAUAAUCGCCUUAGACAGCAUUGGAAGUCCAUCAGAAAGCUCUCUCGAGUGCUCCGGCACAUCCACCGCCAUCUCCGCGAUGGCAAGACUCCCGGCGCCCACGCACAAGACCUACCAACAAGCUGUCGAAACUGCGAUUCUGGCGAUCCCUUGA
Molecule: messenger RNA, 498 nt
Organism: Colletotrichum costaricense
Lineage: Eukaryota; Fungi; Ascomycota; Sordariomycetes; Glomerellales; Glomerellaceae
Exons: 2
Coding region: 1-498 (165 amino acids)
Source: RefSeq, a predicted model, not a curated record